Molecule: messenger RNA, 443 nt
Organism: Somion occarium
Lineage: Eukaryota; Fungi; Basidiomycota; Agaricomycetes; Polyporales; Cerrenaceae
Source: the annotation of a GenBank genome assembly
AAGGGCCAACAGUACAAUAUGCAAAGUGAUGGGUUCAAGAGAGCAUGGGCGAAAGCCUUAAGAUCCAUGGAAUGGGGCGCGCCUGUCUGUGCGGAUAUUUGUGCACGGGGACAAUUAGCCGAAGGGGACGUGAAAGGUGUGGAUGCCAAAACUGCACAAACACUGGUUUCCGAUGAAGAAAUUAUUGAUGCAUAUGCUAAAGGCGAAGAGGAAUUUGGCAUUUACUGUUUAAAAUGUGUCGGUUACGAUAUCACAUGGCAAAAGUACCUGCAUAAAACAUAUCCUAUACAUCUCGCAAUACAAGCGGCGAAGAAAACGAAGAAGGCUCCUGCAAAGAAGGCAUCUUUUCUCGGCGUCUCAGAUCGCACAUCCGUCGGCGCAAAAGCGCAAAUCGCAAAGUAGCUCCUCAUCGACGAAGACGAACACACGUAAGAGAGCUAAGG